Messenger RNA from Ascoidea rubescens DSM 1968, 3015 nucleotides. RefSeq names its product Bst1p (gene BST1). Gene Ontology annotation, biological process: GPI anchor metabolic process; endoplasmic reticulum to Golgi vesicle-mediated transport. Gene Ontology annotation, cellular component: endoplasmic reticulum. Lineage: Eukaryota; Fungi; Ascomycota; Saccharomycetes; Ascoideales; Ascoideaceae. The record is from RefSeq and is a predicted model, not a curated record. Gene Ontology annotation, molecular function: phosphatidylinositol deacylase activity. The transcript has 2 exons. The annotation marks the transcript as partial.
UUCAUAACAAUUGUCACCUCUCUCUUAAUUGCCUAUGUUUUAAACACAAAUUUAAAUGGCCCUGAUUGCCAAUCUUGUAGAAUGUCCUAUAUGAUACCUGCUUACGCAAAAUUAAAUGCCUUUGAUUCAUCUCACACAAGAUUUGCUUCAAAAUACUCGUUAUACCUCUAUCGUGAACAGUAUAAAGAUACCAAUCCCAAUGAUAACACACUGUUUUUAAAUGGUAUUCCUGUUCUUUUCAUCCCCGGUAAUGCUGGCAGCUACAAACAAGCGAGAGCCUUAGCUGCUGAAGCUGCAACACAAUACUAUACAACCAAAAAAGAUCUCUUAAAUUUAAACAAAAAUAUCCAAAAUUUGGACUUUUUCACUGCUGAUUUUAAUGAAGACUUUACUGCCUUUCAUGGAAGAACUUUGCUAGACCAAGCUGAAUAUUUAAAUGAUGCCAUUAAAUUCAUACUAUCCUUAUACAACCACCCACACAACUACAAACAAUCUGUUAUAAUCGUCGCUCAUUCCAUGGGUGGAAUUGUCGCUAGAGCAAUGCUAUCAUUGCCAAACUAUAAGAAAAAAUCAAUAAAUACUAUAAUAACUCUAGCCACGCCCCAUUCAAUUCCACCUGCUACCUUCGAUGGCGAUAUCAUAAAAGUUUACUCUGCAGUAGAUAAAUUUUGGAGAUACAAUUUUUUAAAUCUUUCUAAAACCCACUCAAAAAACAUCUAUGAUAAUCCCCUAAAAAACGUUUCUCUCAUAUCAAUAACAGGUGGAAGAUCUGAUACAACUCUACCUGCUGACUAUACAUCGUUGGCAAGCCUUGUGCCAAAAUCAAAUGGUUUUACUGUAUUCACAACUGGAAUUCCUGGUGUUUGGACACCUAUUGACCACUUAGCAAUUGUCUGGUGUGAUCAAUUAAGAAAAGUUCUAUCAAAAACUCUAUUCCAAUUAAUCAAUUCCAAUUCACCAACUGGUACCUAUGGCCUAAAUAAAAGAAUGGAAAUAUUUAAAAGAAAUCUUCUAAGUGGUUUUGAUUCUUAUACCUAUCCGGAUUCUUUAAAUUUCACUCAUAAAUUAAAAAUAAAUAAUGAUCAAAUUACUUGGGUUUUAAAUGAUUCCCCUAAAACUAUCCCAAUUAAUAAUUUGGAAUCAAAGAAAAGCGAAAAUAAAAUUACUCCUGAUUUCACAGUUUUUAAUAUACCAAAUGACGAAAAAUAUGAAUUCACAAUACUAAGUUCUUUACCAUUUGAGCAAAUUAAAAAAUUUAAAUCAUCUACAAAAUCAUCAGUAUUGAUAUGCAAAAAUUCAACUGAUACCGAAAAAAAUUCAAAUUUACCCUUGAAAUUAAUUGACUAUUCAAAACCUUACAACAACCAUAAAAAUCAAAAUCUGCAAAUUCAAUUGAAUUGUAUAGAUGUUUCUCACCAUUACCAAAUAAUUCCAAAAUCUACAAAUAAAAUAAAAUCACCUCUAGAAUCAUCAAUUGGCGAUAAAGAACUGCCUUUCAAUAUCAUUCAAUUGUAUUAUAAAACAUUGACUUGUUUUGACUAUAUUUUAGUAUCACAACCCAUAAUACCCAAAAAAUCUCAUAAUGAUAAUGAUUUUUUACUUGCCAAUCUUGUUAAAUCAACUUUUUCAAAUAUUCAAAUCAAUUCAAACUUUUUAAAUAUUUUAUUUAAAGGAGUCACAGUUAAAUUGAGCAAUACAAGAUCAAUUUCUGUUAAUAUUAAUUUUAAAGAUAUCUGGGAUAGCAUUUUUGCAUACAAAAUGACAGUAAAACAAUACCCGCUUGAUCUGAAGAAAUUUACAAUAAAAAAUGACCAAAAUUUUGCAAUGGUUUUUAGACAAUGGAUCCAGCAAAAUUAUGAAAGCAAAUGGUUAUUUGACUUUAAUAACAAUCAAAAACAACAUAUAUCUUUUCACUCAAUUGCCCCUUUUAUUCCAUUCAAAUUACCUGUUGGUUCUAAGGAAAACUCUCUUAAUUUUCAAGUACUAUCGGAUUCGAUAUCUAAUAAUGAUACCAUUGAAAUUAACUUAAAACUAGAUUUAUUACAAAGCCUAAGAAGUUUCGCUUUAAGGUUUAGACUAGCUCUUGCAUCAUUUCCUUUAGCUAUCGUUUAUAUGGUGUUAACAAUCCAGUUUCAUCAUUAUUCUAACACCGGUACAUUUCCAAAAUUUGAUAAUUCUCUAAUGAAACUAUGCGAAGUUAAUAAAAUAUUACCUACUUUUUUAGUUUUAUUAGUUUUUACACCAAUAAUGUCAAAUUUUUCAAUUCAAAGGGUUUUAAGAUAUUUUGAUUUUGUGGGGUAUUUAAGUAAUAUAGAUGAUAUUAAUUUAAUUGAAGACGAUAUACAUGUGAAUAAUUAUUUUUUAGGACUUGAAAAUGGACUUAAUUUGUUAUUGGGUCCAUUUUUUCACAUAUUGUCGAUUGGAAUAGUUUAUUUAUUUUAUCAUGUUUUAUUUUUAAUAAUUCAAUUUUUGGUUUUGAUAAGAAAAACUAUUGGCUUUGGGAAAAAUGUGGAAAAAUUCAGAAAUGAUAAAACAAGUGGUAAAAUAAUAAACUCAAAACGUCGUCUUAUUGGAAACGUUGUUUUAUUAAUAUUGAUUGGGUUUUAUGUUCCAUUUCAAUUUGCGUUUAUAAUAUGUUGUGGAGUACAAUUUGUUACUUGUUUUAAAAUGAUGGAAAAUAUUAAGAAAAUGAUAUUAAAUAGGCUUAAUUAUAAUAUUUCAUUUCUUAUGUUAAUUUUAUGGACAUUACCUAUUAAUAUUACUAUAAUAAUUGUUUUUAUUCAUAAUUUUGCAGUAAAUUGGAGAACAGGGUUUUCUUCUCAUCAUAAUUUUGUAUCAAUUAUUGCCAUUCUUUUGUUGGUUGAAAGAAAUUCGAAUAAGGUGAUGAUAAACCAAAAUAAGAGCAAGAUAAUGAAAGAUGUGACCAAUUUAAUAUUGGUUUUGAGUGUAAUUUAUAGUGGAAUAUAUGGAAUGAGGAAUAGUUGGUGGUUACAUCAUUUAUUCAAUAUAAAUUGU